Messenger RNA from Sipha flava (yellow sugarcane aphid), 567 nucleotides. Its product is annotated as transmembrane protein 203. Gene Ontology annotation, biological process: intracellular calcium ion homeostasis. Gene Ontology annotation, cellular component: endoplasmic reticulum. NCBI's taxonomy places the organism in Eukaryota, Metazoa, Arthropoda, Insecta, Hemiptera, Aphididae. Bases 87 to 512 code for a protein of 141 amino acids. The record is from RefSeq and is a predicted model, not a curated record. The transcript has a single exon.
UAUUUUGGAGCCGCUAAAUGAUGAAGAUGAUUUUGAAGCAAGAACUCGAUCAUUAUCUUCUAUACACAUAAAAAUAACUAAGUAAAAUGUUAUUCGCCUUGCAAGAGUUGGUGAGAUGGUUAGGAUUGACCGUCUUUGAAAUGCUGGUUCAUCUUAUAGCUCUGUUGGUCUUCACUAUAUUCCUGGCACUUAGAUUGGAUGACAUUGCUUUUACAUCCACUUCACCGGGUUCUUAUGAUGUAUGGAUAGUGUUUUCACCUUUAUUUGUAGCCGAUGUACUGUGUACAUACUUUAAUGUCAUUGUACUGAUACGUCUGUACAUUGAAGGUCAUGUUAAGGAAGCUAUCGCAAGAACUGUAUGGUCAUCAGCCAUGCUUUUUGUUUGGUCAUUAUUUAAGGUGUUACUUUGUAGAAGACUUGCAGGGCUGUCAAAUCUGGAUUAUUCAGAAAUUAUGUCACCUAUUUUUCUUAUAUUACAACUGAUUGCCAUACGUGCAUGUCAAUUACAUUAAUAAUAUAAUAAAUAUGCCUAUGUAAAUAUUAAAUAAAUACAUUUUUUUAAGGGUG